Mesitornis unicolor (brown roatelo) is the source of this 3399-nucleotide messenger RNA. RefSeq names its product protein FAM178A-like. NCBI's taxonomy places the organism in Eukaryota, Metazoa, Chordata, Aves, Mesitornithiformes, Mesitornithidae. Gene Ontology annotation, biological process: protein localization to site of double-strand break; positive regulation of double-strand break repair; DNA damage response. Gene Ontology annotation, cellular component: nucleus; site of double-strand break. Bases 1 to 3399 code for a protein of 1132 amino acids. The record is from RefSeq and is a predicted model, not a curated record. The transcript has 23 exons.
AUGGCGAAAAGAUACAACAAUGAGAUAAGCAGUCAUUUGAAAUCAGUGGCUGUGGAAAGCAGAAAGAAGUUAGCAGAAGGCUUUGGUUUUGGUCCAUCUUCAAGAUUCACAUGUGGAGAGAAAUCUGAGAGAAGCCAGACCAUUACAGAGUUCUUCAAACCAGUUUUAAAGCAAGACCUUGACCAUGAAGACAGAACUGCCUUGUGCAGAGGAAAUGUGAAAGAUGCAGGAAUUGGACUGUCAGUUUUACAUGCUGAGUGUUUUGAAAAGAAAAUAUCUUCUCCAAAGAAGGUCAGAAGAAAAAAGAUGCCAGACCAAACGCUGAACACAAGUCCUGUGGUAGAUGCCUUUUGGAGAGGAAUUAAGAAAGAAGGCAGAGUAAACAUUUUAGAGAAAGGCAGAGCAUGUGAGGCACGGGGUUUGUUGAACCCAAAAGUUGUGAUUCAAAAACUCUUUACUACCGCAGGGUCUCGCAGCUGUUUCUUGGCCGAAAAGGAUAACACUGUCCAGUCAGAGCAGGGAAGAAAUGAGAAGUGUCUGGGUGUAACAAGAGCACCAUUGCCUCGUGGAAAUAGUUGGGAACAGAAGACUGUCAGUAUGGAUCUAGAUGACACUAGUUCAGGCUCUGACAAGUGGAUUUCAUUACCAGAAGCUGAUACUCGAAAAGCCUGUGCUAGAAAUAAUGGCACUGUGAACAACACAUCUCUCUGCCAAAACCCAGGGCUUCCUACGAAAUUGCCUUGCACUCCAGCGGGCGCUGAAUUUCGGUUGUCACUGGAAACUCUCUGCAGAGAAAGGAAGCGGAAGAAACACAAAAUGAAACAAUCUGAGCCACAUCCUGUAAAGCCAUUCUCAGGAACAAGUGUAUCACAUCAGGGCUAUGAUGUUAUCAGCAUCACUGAGACGUGGUGGGGGAGCAUGGAAAUGGAUGGAUACAAGCUCUUCAGGAAGGACAGGCAGGGGAGAAGAGGAGAGGAUGUUGUCCUCCAAGUCAGUGACCAGCUGCAGUCCAUGAAGCUCCGUCUGGGGAUGAGUGAGGAGUUGACCAAGAGCUUACAGAUCAUGGUUAAAGUGAACACUGGGGCAGAACCAACAAGAAAAGGUGCUAUACUGGACCUUGUUCUCACCAGCAAGGAGGGGCUGAUGGGAAAUGUGAAGCUCAAGGGCAGUCUUGGCUGCAGUGGCCAUGAGAUGGUGGAGUUUAAAAUUGUUAGGGCAGCAAGCAGGGCACACAGCAAACUCGUUUCCCUGGACUUCAGGACUGCUGACUUUGGCCUCUUCAGGGACCUGCUCGAACCAACAAGAAAAGGUGCUAUACUGGACCUUGUUCUCACCAGCAAGGAGGGGCUGAUGGGAAAUGUGAAGCUCAAGGGCAGUCUUGGCUGCAGUGGCCAUGAGAUGGUGGAGUUUAAAAUUGUUAGGGCAGCAAGCAGGGCACACAGCAAACUCGUUUCCCUGGACUUCAGGACUGCUGACUUUGGCCUCUUCAGGGACCUGCUCGAUGACACAUCUCAACCAAAGCCAAAGAAGGUUUCAAAACACGAGGCAUCUUCUCCGAAUGCACUGAGAACAUCAUCUGAGAUGGCUGCUGAAGGGUGCAUGAGCAGCAGCCAUGAGUCUUCACAACUCUCAUGGGAGUUAAAAAUUGAAAGCACCUGUACAGGCAAGUUGAAUGGAAAGUCAGAAAGCAGCUUUGAUAGUGAAGAUGAAAGUUUGAAAUGCAGCCUAGAUGAUGAUGAUGAUGAUGAAGAAGAAGUAUUCAUGUCACUGCAAGAAAUUUUGUCUUCAAGUCCCAAGCCACAGGCAGGAACCCAGAAAGACUCCUGUCUUGACAGUUUUUCUCGGGACACCCUUUCUAAGCCUCCUGUUGUUAGCCAGGUGUCAUAUGUGAACAGCUUAGAACAUCUCUUGAAGGAGAAAGAAGAAUCUAAAAGGGUAGAUGAACUAGAAAAGCUGUUAGAGGAACACAUACAACGAAGGGAAACUGAUUCUUCAGAUAGAGAUGAUGAGGAGAAUGCCAGUGGAGAUGAAGACCUCUCAGAAGAGCACAGGGCAUUUUUAAAGAGAUUUUCAGUAGUAGCUUAUGCCAUACCUGACUACCACCCUGGAGAAGAUAUAUUUGAUUUAUCAACUUCUGGGAAAAUUUUCAAUCAACAUAACCUUGACUUGAGGAAUUUUCAUUUCAGUUCUGAAAAUCUUACAGAAAAGCUCCUUCUUAGUUCUGGUGUAACGCAGCAGCUUUCUUUAGCUGUUAAUGGUUUCCUAAGUUCUGCUUAUGGUUGUAUCUUGUGUCCCAUACCGGUUCUGAAGUGGCUUUUCCAGAUGAUGUCUGUUCAUCCUGACUGUUGUGUUUCUGCCCAGAUUUUAGACAGAUUGAUGGAGAUAACCCUAAAAACCGCUUCCAUCAGUGACGAACAGUCUAAACCAUGGAUUCCUUCGCUAGCUGAUGUGUCAGCUGUUUUUGUCAAUAUGGGUGUUGCGUUUAGAUCUCUCUUUCCAUUGCAACAUCUUCAGCCCAACUUUAACGAGCAUGAUAUUUUAAGUCAGAUGCAAGAAACACUGAGUAAACAACAGCCAGGAGACCUCACUUCUGCCAGUCCAGCCUUUUCCAGUCUACCAGAAAGCAAUUUAAUUAAUGUGAUUAAGUUUCUAGGUUUCUGUACAACAGUAAUUCAAGGUGGAUAUACUGAUGAAGAAAUAUUGCUGCUGCUUCUAUUGCUGUUUAAAAUAAGCUUGGAGAAACAGUUAAAGCAAAUUCCUUUGAUAGAUUUUCAGUGCCUUUUCAUAAAGCUUCUGAUAAGUAUAAAAGACUGGGAUACAAAGAUGCCUGAGCUCUGCCUGGCAGUGAGUGAACUCUCCAGUCAUCACCAUAAUCUCCUGUGGCUGGUUCAGCUGGUCCCUAGCUGGAUAAUACGUGGACGGGAAGUAAAAAGACGUCUCAGCCUAGUGAUAAUUUCAAAGCUGCUUAAUAAAAAGUAUACAGGAAUACCCAACGACAGUGACAAGCAGAUGUCUCUUCUGCAUCAGUAUCUGGUGUACAUGAAACCUUCUAAUCUCCUAAAGAGGAUGAGAGAACGGGAGCAGCAGAACACUGAGGAAGACCACCUUUAUGCAGAACUCGAGCAGGAGACAUACUACCUAAUCUACAUCCUCCUUCAUCUAGUCAGUGAAGCUAGUUUCUUCGAUGUUGUGAAUUCUAAUCAAAGGCAACACUUACUGAAGCUUUGUGGUGCCUUAGACAGGCACAUAAAAUGUGAUAUUAGGGAAGAUGCACGGCUGUUUUAUCGCACUAAGGUAAAAGACUUAGUUGCCAGGAUAUAUGGCAAAUGGCAAGAUACCAUACAAACCACUCGGCCUAUUCAGGGAAAACUGCAUGAUUUCUGGGAGCCAGAUUCCUGA